Sphaeroforma arctica JP610 is the source of this 1121-nucleotide messenger RNA. RefSeq lists its product as hypothetical. The record is from RefSeq and is a predicted model, not a curated record. NCBI's taxonomy places the organism in Eukaryota, Ichthyosporea, Ichthyophonida. The transcript has a single exon. The annotation marks the transcript as partial.
AAUUAUAGCAUUUAAGUAUAAAUUGCAUAAUCUCGAUGCCACUUGUUUCAAAAACUCGGAACCAGACUUUCAAAUACACAUAGCUUCAACUUCGCACCUGUACAAUAGAUCCCCAUGUCAAAUGAUAAGAAAGAUGCGUCCUCAGACGUCAUCUUAAACGAUGUUAACGACCAUGCCGAAGCUGACAAUACCAAUGUCUCCGCUGCGUUUGCACGUAAGCUAGACUUUCCUCUCCCCGAAAUUUUCUUGACUGGAUUCACACAAAACAUCGUUGCUGGUUUAGUAUGCUUCUGUUGCCCGGGUAUGUUCAACGCCAUGCAGGGACUUGGUAAUGCUGGUGGUAGUGAUCCUGCUGUCUCCGCGGCAAUGAAUGCCGCACUUUACGGCGCAUUCACCGUGUUCGGUUACUUUGGAGGACUUCUGUUCAAUCUUCUCGGAAACAAGCUCUUGAUGGUCCUUGGAGGCUUGACCUAUUGCUUCUAUGCCAUCUCUGUGUACCUUUGGGGCGAAGACGAAUCAUUCGCCGCCAUGGCUAUCACAGCCUCUGCCAUUCUCGGUGUUGGGGCUGGUUGUCUUUGGACUGCGCAGGGAGCCAUGACGCUAUCGUACUCAACUGAAGACAAGAAGGGUCUGUUCACUGCCAUCUUCUGGAUCAUCUUCAACUUGGGCGGUGUUACCGGAGGAUUGAUCACCUUUUUUAUGAAUAUGGGGUCCGAUGGCGCUGCAGGUGUUAACGCUGCAACCUACUUCAUGUUCUGUGGACUAAUGAUUCUGGGUGCUGUUGUUGCACUUGUAUUGGUUGUACACCCGUCUAAGGUUAUAAAAGCUGACGGCCAGUUAGUGGUUUUCGACAAAGCUGCCUCUCCAGUGGAAGAGAUUAAGAGUGUGCUCAAGCUGUUCACCAACAAAUACAUGCUUCUGCUUACUCCACUAAUCAUACAAUCCAACUGGUUCUACACAUACGAGUUUGGAGGUAUCAACGGAAAUUUGUUUGAUGCCGAGACUCGAGGUUUGAACAGCGCCAUCUACUGGGGCAUGCAGAUGAUCGGUGCCUAUGUAGUUGGUGCUCUCUUCUUGGACGCCGCCUUUAUGGGACGCCGAAAGCGUGCUAUGUAUGGUCU